Boleophthalmus pectinirostris (great blue-spotted mudskipper) is the source of this 3326-nucleotide messenger RNA. RefSeq names its product myelin-associated glycoprotein-like. The record is from RefSeq and is a predicted model, not a curated record. The coding region runs from base 637 to 2772 and encodes 711 amino acids. Lineage: Eukaryota; Metazoa; Chordata; Actinopteri; Gobiiformes; Gobiidae. The transcript has 10 exons.
AAAGAAUUCAGAACUCAAACGUGUGAAUGAAACAAAACACAACUCCAGGUAUAGAAAGAACAAAAAUGUGGCUGUUUGCUGCAGGUAUUCCAAUCAGUGGGAGCAGGUAGAGGGUGCUCUUGGAAAAACUUAAAACACAACGGACUCCAGGCACUCCAAAGUAAAAAUCACACAAGGAAAAAUAUAGUUAAAGUCCCUUUAUUUAAAUGGCCAAAACUCCAACUCCAGGUAUGUUUUUGAUGAGGUCACAGCAUUAUAACAAUUCAGUGUCAAUUCAGUGUAAUAUAAGACCUUUAAUAUAAAAAAUAAAAAAUAUUAACAUAUGAAAAUAAAUAUAAUAGUUGGUAAUGAACGCUUCACUUGUAACACCAUUUUUACUAGCAAUAUUUCAGAAUCAGAAUUUAUUUGUCAUUUGAAUAGAAAAAACACAGAAAAAAAACAUUGUAUGCACAUCCAGAUUAUCAGCAGCAUAAAAAAAAAAAAAAAAAAAAAACUACAAUAAAUAAUUUCAAAUAUUGCACAUCAAGUGCAGUCUUUAAAACAACCCCCACAAGUGCUUCUAAGUUAGUGCUAUAUUUUCUAACGUGCACUGUGACAUGUUUCUCAGUGUGCAGGGGUCAGGGCUGGUCGGUGGACAUGCCCGCAGAGGUGGUGGGUCUGAGCGGCUCCUGUGUGCUCCUCCCCUGCUCCUUCACCACACCCCCAGAGCAUGAGCCCCACCUGGACCCAACGUGUAGGGCCGUGUGGAGGAGAGGGAGCUGGAGCCGUACUCUGGUCUAUGACUCCGGGGCCAGUGCCGACGCCAAUGUGGUCCAGGGGAAUCUAACUGGCAACCUGCAGAGUAAAGACUGCACCACGGUCUUCUACGGUCUGCCCCCACAGCACUACGAUCACUACUACUUCAGACUAGAAUGUGAGCAGCUCAAGUACAACUUCCCGGGGAGUGUGCUCAUCCGGAUUCAAGAUGCCCUACCCAGACCUACCCUAACGCCAUCCAGCCUGGAAGUAUUGGAGGGAUCUAUGGUCACUCUGAACUGCACAGCGGUGGCCCCAUGUCCCUCUGAGGCUCCCGUAGUGGGGUGGAGCCCAGCCAUAGGAGAAGGGGUGGAGGUGAUGGAGGGGGGAUUUGUGUCAUCUGUUUUGAACUUCUCUUCCUCUCAUCUCCAUAAUGGGCUCACGGUUUCCUGCAGCGCCCUCUACAGUCAACCCGCUGUCAACGUUGAGCUGCUGUACGAGAACAGUCUGACUCUGCACGUGCGCUACCCUCCUAAGAACACGUCAGUGCUCAGUCCUGGUCCUGUGAGGGAGGGCAGCCCUGUCACUCUGAGCUGUGUGUCUGAGGCUAACCCGCCCGUGGACUUGUUCUCCUGGUACGCGCUGGAUGGAGAUCAGGUCACAGCGGUGGGCUCCACACAGAACUACUCCACCACUGCCUCGGAGACUCAAAGACAGUUCUUCUGCCAUGUCCGCAACAAACACGGCCACCAGAACUCCUCCAUCACUCAGCUGGAUGUGCACUUUCCUCCUAAGAACACCUCUGUAACGAUUGACCCUCCUGGAGCAUUGGUGGAGGGCACUUCAGUGUCUCUGCUCUGUGUGACCCGUUCCAACCCUCCGGUGCUCGCCUUCACCUGGUACAGAGAGGGGCAGGAGCAGACCGAGGUGAGGGGGGCCGUCCUGGUCCUGGAAACAGCCGAUCACAGCCACAGUGGGUCCUACCACUGUGAGGCCAGGAACCAGCUGGGACAGGAGCGGUCGCACACGGUUCUGCUGGACAUUCAGUACCCCCCUCGGAGGACUGUGGUGUCUAGCUCCCCCUCUGGUCCGGUGGAGGAUGGCAGCCCGGUGACACUCUCCUGUUCCACGGAUGCUAACCCCUCCACGGUGGACUUCAGCUGGUACAGAGUGACUGGGCGCCUCAGGGCUUUAGUGGGACAUGGAGCAGAGUACAGGCUCAACGUGACCAAGCUGUCCCAGGACCAGUACUACUGUGGGGCUCUCAACGUCCAUGGGGUGGAGUUCUCCCAGACUGUACGCAUCAAUGUCACAUUUGCCCCACAGAUCCUGCCCUCCUCUCACUGCGUGAAAACCCUGCUCCAAAUCCACUGUACGUGUGACAGUCAGGGGAACCCGGGGCCCUGGCUGCAGUGGGAGGUGUCCGGGGAGAGGGUGAACAACUCGGCCCUCACCCCCAUCACCCAGGGGCCCCUGAGCACUGUCCGUGUGAGGAGCACCAUCACCCUGCAUGCUCUGGACCAGGACAUGCCCUCUCUGGUCUGCAACAGUGGGAACCAGCUCGGGUCAGACAGUCUGGUCUUCAACGUGUCCUUGAGUCAUGUACAACUAGGCCUCCAUACCUUGUCUCUUCUUAUUGGUUCUGCAGCUGGAGCACUGGGGAUGUUUGUGCUCUGUCUUCCACUUCUGCUCUUCUUUUGCAGGAAAAGUAAAAACAGUCAUUUGCCUUACAAGAAAGUACAAGAAUCAUCAGACACUGUUACUGGAAAUGAGGUCAACUGUAGCAAAGUGCUUCUGAACCAUAUGAAUGGAACUGUGACAGACCCACAAUCAGAGAAUUUAGAGGAGGUGGGCCCAGUCUGUCACAGUAGUGCACAAGACGUGGAUAAGAUGAGAGAAGAUACUCCUCUACACAUGAGCAAUGGAAGACUGGAAGGGAAUGGACAUAUCAGAUCAGACAGGUCUUCUAUUGUAAUUAAAGAGGUCAAUGAUGUUAACGGGCAGCUCAGUGACAAGAUUUUGGAAAACAAUGCAUAAUAUUGUAAACAAAAACAAAAUGCAUUAUUACUUGGUUGAAAGAAAGUUUUCUGUAUAUAUAUUUAAGCCUACUCUAGACUACUUAGGCUUGCAAAAAUUAGUUCAGUUCUUUUUGACAGGCUAGAGUAUGGCAUGCUUUCUUCAGAAGGGUCAUGUGAUGUUAUGGUGACGUGUCUUACAGCUGAUUUACACAGAUUUCUCAUUUCUGGAUCUCAAUAACCUCCUUAAUCCACAGUUUGUAUUUAUCAUCCUCCAUCCCGGACUAUAAGUCGCUGUGGAGUAUAAGUUACACCAGCCAAAAAAUGCGUAAUGAAGCAGAAACCAGGAACCGACAUUUCAUCUUGAAAGGCAAGUCCUAGUAAUAACAAUAGAACAGAGAACAACAGACUGUUAAUGUCACAUAUGAACAGUUAUUCAGAUAAACUAUAACAUAAACAACAGAACCUAACAAGUUUACCAAACUCUCCAUCUCACUCCAAAUCACUAAAUCCAUUGAAUUCUUCAUCCUCUGUGUCAUCUCUGAGCAACUCUGCGACCUCUGGAGAUAAACAGAG